Phasianus colchicus (ring-necked pheasant) is the source of this 1727-nucleotide messenger RNA. It is a transcript of the gene C7H21orf58, whose product is annotated as chromosome 7 C21orf58 homolog. The record is from RefSeq and is a predicted model, not a curated record. Lineage: Eukaryota; Metazoa; Chordata; Aves; Galliformes; Phasianidae.
AGGAUCCACCCAUUCCCAGACCUCAUUUAAGGGUUGGCAGUGGAGGUGAGGUAUCUCUCUAGAGAUUCCUGCAUACCUGAGGUCUUUUGGAGAGACUAGAAAAUGAACAGAAGAACCUAGAGAAGAUGGAGUCACCUCUCCCUACAGCAAUCAACAGACGUGAGGAUAUGCUUCAAAGUGCCUUGAAGCGAAGGAAAAAUCUCCUGCAGGAGCUUAAGGAGCAGCACCUUCUAGAGGAGCUGUCGCAGCCUUCUGCACCAGCUGGGGGACAGUAUAGGAACUACAGUGCUGGUUCCCCACGCAUCUACCAGAUACCUUUUCCAGCAUCUCAAGCUGAAACACCAAGGAUUAUCCAACAGGCGAUGCCUCCUCAGCCUGCCACAAUCAUCCAGCAGCUCCCACAGCCACCCCCACUGAUAGCACAGAUCCCCACUGCCCAGCCCUUUGCACAUCCUCGCUCUGGAAGCAUUAAAGAAGAUAUGGUGGAGAUGAUGCUGAUGCAGAAUGCACAGAUGCAUCAGAUCAUCAUGCAGAACAUGAUGCUGAAGUCUCUCCCACCAAUGGCGUUUGCACAGCCUGCCAGACCCGGCUAUCCACUGCUUCAGCACACACAGCAGGACCUGCAGCUCACCGCUCCUGUGGCUGUGAAAGCAGAUCGUCCCUGGCUGUCUGCAGUGCAUCACCACCACCACUACUCUCCCCCAGGGCUGCCCAUCCGUGCCAUGCCUGCUGGGCUCCUGAUGCCAGGUGAGGGACUGCCACCUGCAUCCUCAGCCCAGCGUUGGACCAGCAGCAUGCUCCCAGCUAUGCAGAUGUGGCCCACAUACUGACAGCACGUGUUCCUCUGAAGGUGGACAAUUGCAUCGCUGAGUUCAACCUUUUGUUGAGCUGUUCCUAAAUAAUCUGAUGGUCCGUGCAUCUGCAAAUUGUCCAUACAAUAAAUGAGCAUAGAAAGACUGGAGACCCACAGAACAAAUGUACCACGUGCCUGUAUUCUGCUCACCUCUUUCUGCCAGUGCAGUUCUUUCAUCUUCCAAAUCCAGAGCAACAGCAGCACUUCUUUUUUGCGCUCUUUCCAAAGAGCCAAGACAUCUUGUCCCAGAGAGCCUCAAAGUGGCCCUGGAACAUUGAAUGAACAUAACGCUAGUAUUGCAAAUGAGUAUGGCUCACCUUCAGGACUGAGUCCCCAGUCCCCUUCAUGUGUACUUUGGAGAAAUGCUCCUUUGCAGCCCUCAUUGGGGGGGAGGAGGGGAAGGGGGGUAGCGCAGACUAACCCAGAUUUCAUGAAUGGAGCUCAGUUCCCAAAACUCCUCAACCAAACUGUUCCUCCUGUAUUGGGCUUACAUGGCAAGGUUUUGGUAGCAGGAGGGCUGUAGUGACCUCUGAGAAGGUCACUUUUUUGUUAAAGAGCAGCACUCUGCCCUACUUGCUUUAGAUGGGCUGACAGAGAUUGUAGUAUUUGAAUAAAUAAUCUUAAGUAGAGAAAAGAAAAAAUAAAAUAGCUCCUGCAGUCAUCGCAUCUGAUCAUCUCAGUGGAACAUCACUACUCUCAUAUCUGCAGUGUUCUGCCCCAGGAGGGCUCUCCCAAUCUCUUCUAGGCCUCGCAUUCAUGAUGCUAUCCAAGGUUUUCUUUUCAAAGAGCUGUUGGAGGGUGACUUCAGCAGCCUGAACUUGUGUAUAUUUCUGUAUUUCUCAAUCUUUCUCUCGCUUUAUCAGGGUUUUACUUU